GCGAAGGAAAAUCCUCCGCGGCAGCCUAGGGGGCACUCCGAGCUGGCGGCNGGCGGCGGCGGCGGCGGCGAACGGGAGGCGCCCAUCCCCUCGUACACCUGGGAAGAGAUCCAGAAGCAUAACCUGCGCACGGACAAGUGGUUGGUGAUCGAGCGAAAGGUGUACAACAUCACCCAGUGGGUCAAAAGGCACCCGGGGGGGAUCCGCGUGAUCAGUCACUACGCCGGCGAAGAUGCCACGGAUGCAUUUCAGGCCUUUCAUCCAGAUAUCACCUUUGCAAAGAAGUUUCUUAAGCCAUUAUUGAUUGGAGAACUUGCUCCAGGAGAACCCAACCAAGAUAGAGGAAAGAAUCCUCAGCUGAUAGAAGAUUUCCGUGCUCUGAGAAAGACAGCUGAGGACAUGAAGCUAUUCAAAAGCGAUCCUGUAUUUUUCUUCCUUUAUUUGGGUCACAUCAUUGUGAUGGAAAUUUUGGCUUGGUUAAUGGUAUCAUAUUGUGGGACGA
This is a messenger RNA of Protobothrops mucrosquamatus (brown spotted pit viper), 502 nucleotides long. Its product is annotated as acyl-CoA 6-desaturase-like. Lineage: Eukaryota; Metazoa; Chordata; Lepidosauria; Squamata; Viperidae. The transcript is spliced from 3 exons. Gene Ontology annotation, biological process: lipid metabolic process. Gene Ontology annotation, cellular component: membrane. Gene Ontology annotation, molecular function: oxidoreductase activity, acting on paired donors, with oxidation of a pair of donors resulting in the reduction of molecular oxygen to two molecules of water. The record is from RefSeq and is a predicted model, not a curated record. The annotation marks the transcript as partial.